Molecule: messenger RNA, 1617 nt
Organism: Entrophospora sp. SA101
Lineage: Eukaryota; Fungi; Glomeromycota; Glomeromycetes; Entrophosporales; Entrophosporaceae
Source: the annotation of a GenBank genome assembly
AUGGGUUACUAUCUCUUUUUUUUCUUACCUGAGCAAAGAAAUGAGGCUAGAAAAGAGAUUGAGGAAAUAUUUAGAGAAAAUUCACCUGUUGCUGUCGCUGAUUUAGAUGCUAAAGCAAUUGAGACUAGGAAAAAAGAGAUAGAAGCCGGGAAAGCAAAAAAUUUAAAAGAAGCUCGGGAGAAUGCUAUUAACAGUAUAAAAAAGUUUGCAGAAAUGGAAAUAAAAAAAACACCCUCCUUUGAAAAAGAUGUCAAAAAAUUUUACAAAAGAAUUAACAACGCUUCUGAAAAUGACAUAUCUUCCAUUGUUGAUGAGGCUAACAAAUUGAAUGGAUUAGUAAAUCCCCAUAAUGAACCAGAGAAAGAACCAAAUAAAUGUAAUUUCGCCGCUUCUUAUAAGAUUAAUUUUCCUCCUUCUCUUUGGAGUGAACUAACCGAGGAACAAAAGGUGCAUGAAAGAGCCGAAGAACUUAAAUUAAGAGAUGAAGUUGACACACUUAUUGAUCCAGUCAGAGGAGAAAGAGAUAAAAGCAACACCGAUAAUAACGCUACUCUUUAUGGAGCACCGCGAACUGGUAAGUCAAUUAUAGUGGAAAAAUUGGCCUAUAAAGCAGACUCGUAUCCUUUGGUAGUAAUUCAAGGUUCCGCUCUUACUCCCACCAUUAAUGAUCAAAAAUGUGGUAUUAAUAACUUUAAGAAAUUCAUUUAUACCAUCUGUGAUAUUAAUAAUACAUUAGUAGAUGAUUUUGAUUUUGAAAGGAAUUAUGAAAGUGGCGAACCUCGUUACAUUUUUUUUAUUGAUGAAGCCAAUCAAGUUAGUGAAAACACUUUUGUAACAAAAUCAUCUGGAUUAACUUUUCUCAAAGAGUGUAUGGGUAGUGAUAAUUGGAAGAAAAAUGAAACAGUUUAUCAGCCCGGUCGUUUGGCUAAUCGUCUCUGUUUUAGUUGGACUUUGGGAAAAUUUAAGGAAUACUCCUCUAAUGCUGGGAUUAUUGAAAGUUUUUUAGGUCGAAAAAUUACCGGCGAAAGCGUUGAUAAUGCAGACAAUAAGAAAAUUCUCAAUGAGGAAAAAGAAACCGAUGAAAAAGGAGAAGAAACAAUAAAACAAAAAGAUACGGAUUUUGAUGGUAAAUUUACUGAUCCGCGGGAACCCAAGAUUCAAGAUGUAGUAAUCCAAGCCAGUAAUCAUAUCAGUAAAGCCUUAGAUACUCGCUUAAAAACACUUGAUGAAACUAUUGCCACAAUAAAAGAGGAAGUGCAGGUAGCCAAUAAUGUUUUCAAUGAAAAUUUUAACAAUGCGGUUGAACAGAUAACCGGUCUCUUAUCAGAGAUAGGAGGAAACAUGAAAAGAAUAAAAGCUGUUUGUUGGUGCGUAACUGUAUUCGGUGCCGGUUAUGUCUGCAAAAAAGGCCAUGAUGCUUACAAACAUGGUCAAAAAACCAAAAGAGAAAAAGAGGAAGAAUUACGCGGUAAACUAGGUUUUCUUCAAACUCAACUAGAUGACUUAAAAGGACAAAAUAAAUCUUAUCGUGAUGAGAGGAAAAGAAAUGAUGAACAAAGGAAAAAGAAUAACGAAACAAUCUCGAAUAUCGGUUCAAAUACUGAUGAAAAGCAUUGA